Coniophora puteana RWD-64-598 SS2 is the source of this 3686-nucleotide messenger RNA. RefSeq lists its product as uncharacterized. Lineage: Eukaryota; Fungi; Basidiomycota; Agaricomycetes; Boletales; Coniophoraceae. The transcript is spliced from 7 exons. Gene Ontology annotation, biological process: protein secretion. The record is from RefSeq and is a predicted model, not a curated record. The coding region runs from base 33 to 3164 and encodes 1043 amino acids.
GCAAUAUACAACUCAAGAACAAAAGCUUUCACAUGGCCUCUGAUCGUCUCGGUACCCUGCUACAAGCCGGAUCGGCCCUCCUCGACACAAGCGCUCCUGCUCAACGUCAGACGCCAAUUGCAGGACUUUCUACGCGAUUGCAGUCUUUCUACCAGAUAUUAGGCGAACGCCAUGAUAUCCAGGACGACAUAUCGCUUGAUCAACUACAACUUGAGACCGCACAGGUUGCACUGCUUGUGGUUGAACGCGUGCAGCACCUUCUCUCGCUACCAGACGAAGUAGAUGAUCCCACUCAAGAAACUGCGCCAAAGAUCGGUACCCAUGACUUUGCCCAGCUCCGCACGUUACUUUCCAUGUCUUUCAACUGGAGUGUCUCUCCUCUUCUCGGCCGUAUCUCUCCUGCACGCCCUCAGGCGACCUCUGCACACAUAGUUGAUGUUAACGCGAUUCGAGAAACCACUUCUCUGCUAUGCACAUCUGUCACUAGACACUUUGCUCUCCUCUUUCCUGAUGGACCUGAAAGCAAACUUCCUCAGACUCUUAUAACAACUACGAUCAUCACGAGGCACGUUGCAGAUCUGCUCAAACCGUCGAUAACUCUCGGUUGGAUGCCUCGUUCUGUUGAGUAUGAUGUUCCUCCGCGUAAUCUUCAACCUUUAGUACAUCGUCUACUGGCCAUUCUUCCUCCGUCUCAAACGAUCGCUGCGAUCGGCUCUAUCCUAUCCUCUGGGCCGCAUGCGUUCCCUCAUGUCCCCAAGGUGUGUUCAUCUCUCUUGAGCGAGCAGCUUCUCCGGCGAGAUGGUGUGCAUGGCCUGGUGGCAGCUGUUUUCGGGGAAGGAGAAGACGUAGAGGAUGCUCCUCUUCCAAAGCUCGAGCACGUUGCCCGUAUCCUCCGGACUGUCCCAGCUGGGAUGAAGCCCAUGGAGUAUCUUAGUGCAAUUGUACCUCGUGUCCUUGCCCUUCUAUCUGAACCAGGCGUCCCAUCAGCUUACACGCGUGCGGCGGCGUUCGCGCUUGCACGUAUGAUCGCGCCUACAGGACCUUAUCCUCAUCGCGCCCGUGUUGCAGCCGUCGUACUCCCCGUCCUACAUGGACCGCUUCUCAAUGUAGAAGUGUUACCUUCAGGCGACGGCACAACUCCCACUGCUCGCAAAGCGCUCGAUGCCUUAUCGACGUUGCUGCUCAAUGCGGAUCCGUCCCCUACACUAAUAUCCACCUUGCUCACUCCCGCCGUUCCCGCGUUGUAUGCGUUACUCUCUCAUCUCGAGCGCGUACGUGCUUCCGAUGCACUUCUCAAACCUUCUGUUAGAGGCCUCCUGAUGACCUGGGGACGAGUCAUUGAGGCAAAAGAAGCCGUAGAUACUCUAUGGAGCAUCAUCCAAGGCGAAGGGAUUCAUUGGAGUGUUGACAUAGCAGGCGAAAUCAGACGCGUCGAAGUGUCGAACGAGCCGCCCAAGCUUUCAUUGCUGACGCCCGAAGACUUGCGCAAGGAAGAGGAGACCGGCGAGCUCGACGCUGACUUCCUGGACCUGUAUCCGAACCCUACGCACUUCAUUGAUCUCCUCAUAUCGCUGGACCGUACGGACGUAUCUGCAGAAGUCUUUGUACGCCUCUUACAGGCAUACCACGAGACCAAGGUCGUGCAGGAAGAUCAUGAUCCCAUAAAGGUCCUGCUGUACCUCCAACUCAUCAUGCAGAUGCAGGCCCGCUCGUCCGACAACUCUUCAUUCAAUAUCCUGAGCAAGCCUGAUCAUAUCCUGCAAUUUGUCAGAUAUGCACUUGACUCAUCCGCGACUUCUGAGUCGGCGUCUACUGCGCAAAGAAGCGGAACAACUGGCGGCGGAUUGUCUCUCAAUGACUUGCGUAUUGUCGAGGAGGAGGAAGACGAGCUCCAUGAGUCGGAUGGAGACAGUGAUGAUGAGGAAGCAGUUCCUGGUACAGAAAGCACACAGGAGGCAAUGACGCUCACAGCAAUCAACUUGUUGCUCGCGACGCUCGAAGCAAAUCCAGGCCUCUCGGCUCGCGACACCCCAUCGCUCAAUGACAUCUUCUCCGCACUUGAACCCGCCAGCACAUCUUCGGCGACGGAAAUACGCACAGUCGCACGCGAGGCGCGUAUGGUGCUUACAGCCCGUCUUGCCUCGACAUCAGCAUCUGGCGCGUUCGCUGGCUCUUCCCGCACGCGUCGCGGUGUAUCCGAGAACGCACAGGAGGUAUAUCAGAAGGCUCUGAAGCUCCUGCAAGACCCCGUACUGCCCGUCCGAGCGCACGGCUUGUUGCUUCUGCGAGAGCUGGUCAAAUCGCAUGCGCCGACGCGCAGAAAGCGCCGUGACGGCGAGCGUGAACAGGCCGAGGAACAGUUAGACCGCGCACUCGUCCCCGCGAUCCUCUCCAUAUUUAUGCAGUCCGUGCAGGAUGACGAUUCCUACAUUUUCUUGAACGCCGUACAAGGUCUUUCGGCUAUGGUCGACAUGUUCGGGAAGGAGGUUCUCCAGGGCCUCGUCGACAACUACUCGCAAGGACUGACUGGUAUCUCGGCGAGCGUCCUGACGCAACAAGAUAUCGAUACGCGUGUACGGAUCGGGGAAGCUUUGGGUCAGGUAAUACGAAGGUGCGGGAAUGCACUAAGUAUCUACGUGAAUAUCCUCGUGCCACCUCUGACGGCGGUAUACCGCUCGAGCACAUGUCCAGUACUUCUCCGGAGCUCGGCCAUCUCACUGCUCACCGAAUGCAUUAAGACAGACCCUCUUGCGCUCCUCGGAUACGCAGACGACAUAUCGAGCGCAAUGAUUGACCUUCUCCAGCUCGAGUCCGUCCAGGCGUCCAAGCUACCUAAGCCACAAAGCCAGGGCGCAGAGGAAUCAAAAGGCACAAAGCCCAAACCUGAUGAAACACUGGACUCCAAUCCGGCGUCUACGAACGCGAAAAUACCUUCGUUGCGCCGAGCUGCGCUGUAUUUCCUUACUCUUCUCUUCAAGACGGUCACGGAGGGCGUAUACGAACAGAGCGCUCACGUUGUCCCGCCUCCGCAAGCGCUUCUCAGACGGGCCCAGACGACCCUAUCUUACAUAGCUAGGACGGACCAGGACAACGUAGUCAGAGUAAUGGCAAGGGAGGCCAACGAAGGCGUCGAGCAACUUGAACAGGCAAUGGUGGGGUUGUAGAGAUAAUAUACACGAUGAUGCAUAGGUGGUUUAGUUGAAUAUCGGGAGUACAUGUAAAGAUACAAGAUGGUGUAUGUUCGCCCCGUAUCUGUCUCGAAUGCAGUAAUCUUGGCUCGUCCGAGUCAAUGGAAGGGCAUAUGUAUGAUCUCGGUUCUAUACUGAGAUGUCUCCCGGUGAAAGGAGAGUCGGGACUGCGCCGCAAUACGUGCAGAUGGCCGAAGCCUGCAAUAUCUCGGCGCGCCAAAGAACCUGGGCGAAGUCUCUCAGAAACUUGGGUCUUAGCUGCCGUAGGCCAACCGGGAUCAUACUCAUGCUAUGGGUCGAGGUUCAUCAUAUACUCGUCGUGCUAACAUUCCCCAACAACCGGGCUACCUCGUCAAUGCGCUGUCGGAACUUCUUCCACUUGGGAUGUCCAACGUUAAGCGAUUGGUACUGUUCAGUGGACGAAUCGGGCGGCGCCUCCAGCCGCAAGAACGGAUUCGAUACAGCCUGGAAGAACGCCAUAUGAAGGGCCUUGAAGGU